Messenger RNA from Grus americana (Whooping crane), 1741 nucleotides. It is a transcript of the gene DIPK2B, whose product is annotated as divergent protein kinase domain 2B. The coding region runs from base 167 to 1459 and encodes 430 amino acids. Lineage: Eukaryota; Metazoa; Chordata; Aves; Gruiformes; Gruidae. The transcript is spliced from 5 exons. The record is from RefSeq and is a predicted model, not a curated record.
GAUAGAGCCAGUGACCAGCUGGCAGGAUGGGGACUGCGGCAAGGUCUCCUGCACCCAGAGUGUCUUGCUGUGUUUCAGGGCUCACCGCUGCAGGCUGAGGUCAUCAAAAAGAGACUGAAAGCAGAGAGGGGUAACUGGCAAAAGGCAGAGCUCUUCCCUACUGUAGAUGGGGCGCUGGAUAUGUUGCCUUUGCUCCAGAGUUGCAGAUUCUUUGAUGCUGCUCCUGGUUUUGGCUCUGAGCUGUAACCCUUCCACAGCAGCAGGAGCUUCUCCGACUGCGCCCCACGUCAAACCCAGCUACAGUUUUGGCCGGACUUUCCUGGGACUUGAUAAAUGCAACGCCUGCAUUGGGACAUCCAUUUGCAAGAAAUUCUUUAAAGAAGAAAUAAGGUUUGACACCUGGCUUUCUUCUCAUUUAAAGCUGCCCCCCAGCUACCUGCUCAGCUACUCGGGCAACUACACCGACGAUGCCAAGAGCUGGCGGCUGGUUGACAUCACCCGGCUGACCACCAAGUACCAGCACGACCGGGCCGACAAGCGCAUCUGCACCUCCCUGCUGAAGACGAAGACCUGCAGCCUGGAGCACGCCCUGCGCCGCACGCACCGCUUCCAGAAGUGGCUGCGGGCCAAGCGCCUCACCCCCGACCUCGUCCAGGGCCUAUCUAGCCCAAUGCUGCGCUGCCCAUCCCAGCGUCUCCUGGACAGGAUAGUGCGGCGCUACGCUGAGGUGCCAGACGCUGGCAGCAUCUACAUGGACCACCUCACCGACCGGGACAAACUGCGCCUCCUGUACACGCUGUCAGUGAAUUCACACCCCAUCUUGUUACAGAUCUUCCCCGAUGUGGAGGGAUGGCCCUUCCCGCGGUACCUGGGCUCCUGCGGGCGGCUGGUGGUCAGUGCCAGCACCCGGCCCCUGCGUGACUUCUACGGCGCAGCCCCCGAGGUGGCCGCCGACCUGGCCCUCCAGCUCCUCGCCGUCCUCCGCUCCAUGGGCACCAACGACCUCAACUAUUUCUUCUACUUCACCCACGUGGACGCUGGCACCUUUGGCGUGUUUAGCAAUGGGCAUCUGUUCAUCCGGGAUGCCAGCAUGCUGGGGAUCAUCGACAAGGAGGAAGGGAGCCAGCUGAUUGACGGCCAGCAGGAGUAUAAAGAUAUAUUUAGCUGUUUGACUGUGGACUGCCAGUCUGCAUUCGUGUCCUGUAACUCCAUCAGAGAGAAGCACAGCCUCGUCAUGGUGUGUCAAGAGCUUUUGCCUAAGCUCCUGAAGGGGAAAUUCCUGCAACCCGUGCAGGAGAAAAUAGACAGCUUCCUGCAGCACUGCGCCAAUGGCCUUGCCGAUGACCAGGGCGUCAAUGAGGCGGUUGCAACGCUGGCAGAGCUCCUGAAACCUCUGCGGUCUUGCGAUUCUCGUUUUGCCUACCGCUACCCUGACUGCAAAUACAGUGACAAAUACUGAUGGCUUCGGAGAAGGGGUAGCCCGGGAAGGACUGGGGCAGUGUCAGCCCCCCGCCAGCGCGGGAAGCAAGAAAGAACCAGGGUAGCUGGAAAGAGCUGUGCCAAAUCUGGGGCUUCCUCAUCAAGGUGGAGAAGCAGGGAGCAGAGUGCACAUGGGAUUUAUUGUUUGUCUCCCAGAGAUGCAUUUGUUACAUGGGAUGUUAGACAUGAUGUAAGACUUAUGGAUUAUUAGCAUUAUCAUGAGUGACAGGGGCUACAGGGAUUAAUAAAUCUUAUUCAUGUA